Messenger RNA from Plodia interpunctella (Indianmeal moth), 1398 nucleotides. RefSeq lists its product as uncharacterized. Lineage: Eukaryota; Metazoa; Arthropoda; Insecta; Lepidoptera; Pyralidae. The coding region runs from base 73 to 1299 and encodes 408 amino acids. The record is from RefSeq and is a predicted model, not a curated record. The transcript has 2 exons.
AACUAUAAAAUUUAUUUAUUGCAGCACUUCCAUUUUGUUAUCGCUCAUAAAGUAUAGUUCUGAUAAACAUCAAUGUUUUCUGACGGCAUGUUUCCGAAGUGUAUUUUUCGAAUGCGAUUUUCUUUACAGUUCGGUUUUAUGUGCUAUUGCUUAACAGCGACAUCGUGGCUGUGUGAUGCAGUAAGUGUCAACAUGCAAGGGUCUUUAACACUCGGCAAGGAAGUAAUGGACAUGCUAACACAUUACAUAGGAGGAGAUUUCUUCCUCAUCAACGGCAGACGAUCCGAAUCCGGCCAAGCAAUCGAUUUUUACACUCAGAUCACAAAGUCAGCAGAGCUGUGCGAUAGUUUGAAAUUAUGUAACACUGGUAACCUUAAAGACUUCGUAGACGAAUAUAUAAUUACGCUCGGUAAAGCUGUAGAGAGUAUAUUCGAUGUUGUUACACAUGGACACCGGAGAUCAAAAGAAUCUGACACUAUUUUCGGUGCAGAAUUCGUGAGAGCACUCAAAGAAAUCGAACCACUUCUACAUGCUGCUAAUAAUAAAGUUACAGACAACAACGAACAACACAUAUGGACAAGUACUAUUAAAAGAAUCAGCUCAAAAUUACAAAAUAGGGUUGCCAUUUUUACAGACAACAACCUAGAAGGUCGGACAGAAGAUAUAAUUAACGUUAAAAAGAAACUGAGCCAAAAAUUAAUACUGGCUAUUAUUGCCGUCGAGGACACAUAUUUGAGAAAACUUUGUAGUGUUCACAGAAUUUGUUUUAGGCAUGUUGAAUGUACUAGGAGUCUGAACAUGUUGCUGGACAGUUUUAAAAAUUUAGACGAAAGGACUGCGAAGGAGUUUGUAAAAAUAUUCCAUAAUGAGCUUGAGGAGACAGAAUUCUUUGGACGUCUAAGAGAGGAGACGGCAAAUGAAUUCCAAGUUGUGCUAAGUGAUUUGUCUAACACAGACACAGUGCAAGCUAAGGAAAUUCUGGCAUCUGUUCAGAGUACUGUUGAAUUUAGAUUGAAAUCAGAUACUACAGCACAAGGUAUAACUGGUGGUUUUGACACUAAAUUAGUGAAUAUCAUAUUAUCAGAUAUGGAUUUCGUGUACGGCAAGCAUAAACCGGAUCCAUUCCAUAGUUUUUUGACGAAUGUCUACAAGUGGCAGACCGCUGGUUCUAAUCUUAAAUCUGGAAUGAGAACAGUUAUUAAACGCAUUGACAGUGAUUUAAAAACUGCCAACGAUGAUAUUCGUUAUAAGGUGAUGAACGAAGUAAGGGUAUUUUUAGAAAUAACCCUCGACCCAUGAGGUAUUCCAUCUUAAAAAGCUAAGGCCUUCAAACCGUGUCUACUUAUACUUUAGAGUGCUUUUUUAAAAUUAAACUUAUCAAUACUUUAUUAAAGUCAA